AUGAAAGUCCUCAUCCUCGGCACUGAUAUCGAGGCUUUCGUGUGCGCGAUUGCCUGUUUCCGGGAGGGACUCGACGUGGUUGUUAUAAAUGGGAGGGAUCCCAUUGAGGGGACCAUCCCGGGAGUGCACAUCCCCCCAAACGGCACGUAUAUCCUACAACAGCUAGAUCUUCUCGAUGCCGUUCGGGAGAAAGCGGAUAUUAUCGAAUCGAUCGAUUUCCGUCGAUAUGCCGAUGGGGGGUUGAUCCGGGCGAUGCCGUGCGGGGAGGAUGUGUGUCGCGUGUACGGGGGUAUUUGGGUGACUAUCCAUCGAGAGGACUUGCUCCGCAUUCUACAAGAUCGAGCAAGAAGCCUAGGCGUGUCCAUCCGCAAUGCAGUGGUAACAGAAAUGCUGUGCGAAAGCGCAGAAGUUAUCCUAGACGACGGCGAACAUAUUCUAGGGGACGUACUCAUCGGAGCUGACGACAACACACCCAACCAGGUCACAUACCAAACCACAAUAUCCAAAAAGCACCUGGAGGCGCUCAACAACCCCCGAAUCGACGAGCUCUGGCAAAGAAAGAGCGUGACAGCCUGGCUCGGCCCAGACCAACACGCUAUCCUCUACCCCCUUCCACACGGCGAGAUAUUCACCUUGACUAUCUACCGCGCAGACUCCCACAAUCUGCCUCAAGCGCAAACGAUCCAAGAAACCUGUCCCGGAUGGGAUGAUCGGCCAAACCACCCUCCUCGGCCCCUCCACCACUCCCACUCCAACCCCCCCCACGAAGCCCAAGAAACCGCCCUCCAUCUCGAAGACGCCCUCGUGCUAUCCACCCUCCUCGGCCUCCUGAACCUGCACCUGCACCUCCACCUCCAAACCUCCAGCCCCUCCCCCUCCCAACCAUACUCUUCCCAGCCACAUCCCUCCCAAACCAACCACCUACACUCCUCCCUCCCCUCCCUCCUCCACCUCUACUCCUCCCUCCGCAAACCCAUCGCAGACCACAACAUCCUCAGCGCGAGGGACACCCAGCGCAUAUUCCAGAUGCGCGAUGGGCUCGCACAGCGAUUUCGUGACUGGGUUCUUUCCGGGGCGGGGGUUACGAGGGCGACGGAGAUUGGGUGGGUGAGGGUUGUUUCUGCACGGGUGGAGGACAGGUUAGGGGGCGGGGAGAUGGUGGUGAGGGAAGCGAGGGAGAGGUUUGACGAGUGGAGGAGGGUCAGGUUGCCUGGUUCGGUGGGGAGGGCGUCGUGUGGGAUUGGGGGGUUGAGGAGGAGGUGGUAUUCUGGUUGGGAGUGA
Aspergillus heteromorphus CBS 117.55 is the source of this 1281-nucleotide messenger RNA. Its product is annotated as FAD-dependent oxidoreductase. Gene Ontology annotation, biological process: secondary metabolite biosynthetic process. The record is from RefSeq and is a predicted model, not a curated record. The transcript is spliced from 5 exons. Gene Ontology annotation, molecular function: monooxygenase activity. Lineage: Eukaryota; Fungi; Ascomycota; Eurotiomycetes; Eurotiales; Aspergillaceae. The coding region runs from base 1 to 1281 and encodes 426 amino acids.